AUGGUCCAGCAGCCUUUCAUGUAUAGUGCGCCAUCGCGCCCGGAUUCGAGAUUCCCAACUGCUACUUUUGAUCCAAAGGCUGUUACCCGCGCGAGCUGGGAGCCCAAACCGAGAAAAGCUGCGCUAAAGGGACCGUUAGUGUCGUUUGAUCUUCAUCCUGACUACCAUGUCAUUCUACCACAUCGAUCGGGCAAUUAUACCCCUUUGGAUCUCAGGAUCAAGGCCUACAUCACAUGGUUGAGACGAGCUCAACUUGCGCUGCGUGGUUUGCAGUUGAUUGCCGCCAUUGGCGUGCUGGUUCUCUUUUCUCUGUUUACGGGCGUAGACGACACGACCGCUUGGGCAAUGAGGAUCCUGCAAGCGAUAACAAUCACCCACUCAGCUUACGCCAUAUACCACCUCUCCCGAGAUGCGGUGGCUAGAGCACCUGCGUCCUCAGCGGCUUACCACUUCGGCUGUGUCGUACUGGACUCGGGGGCUAUAGCUGGCUAUGUUCUCGGAGCCCUUACCUUACAUAAGAAUGCGACAAAUUGGGGGAUCGUCUUCAAUAAUCAGGACAUAAUGCCCAAGUUUACCUCAGCUGUGCUGUAUACCGCGGUUGGCGCAGGUAGCUUGCAUCUGAUCACACUCUCGUCAAGUGCCUGGCUGGGAUGGCUGUUCCGCAAGAUUAGCCUUAUGCCGCCGGACAUGAACCCUCUCGAGGACAAUUUAACGGCCCGGCCCGCGCAUAAGAGAAACAAAUCGUCGCUAUCCACCACUACGAGCUACGGACCUGAGGCUGAGAAGCCCUGGCUGGAGAGUCGGCGUAAUUCGGCGAGCGUCUAUGAGGGAGUACCAGAACGCGUCUCGGUUUCUUUCAUGCACACAAGGACUGAAUCGCGUGAUUCUGCCAUCAGCAUGGGGUCCAGAAUCAGCGCUUCACCUGAACGCAAGAAGGCUCCGCUUAGAUAUCAGCCACGCGCGUCAAACCCAAUCUCUUACUCCGAGGUCCCGUCCCAUGAGCCCGAAACAUCGCCACGAAGGGUCGGCAAGGCCCCUGCGACUCAGGAUGCAGAGACGCGGAGACCACCCGCAGUUUCACGAGCACUUAUGCCCGGUCAGCGUGCAGUGCGUUCCCAUCGUUCCUCAGGCUCAAAGUCCUAUGCCGCUCUAGAAAACCCGUAUAGCAUGGGUGGAAUUUCAUCCGAUUCAGAGGGUGAAGAGAGCACCCUGGGCGACAUUCUUCGACAGAAGGGCCGCCUUGGCAUCACGCACCCUAAGCCCCUAACGUCGAACCCAAUCCUCCCAAAGCCGCUAAAUGCUCGCAAUACCCGCCGCGGUCAGAUAGAUUUUGACGCACAGUAUGAAGCCUCUGACGGAGAGCCAACCAGCUGGCUGAGUCAAGACAUUGAACAGAGCCAGGAGGAGCAGAACAUGCGGUCCCAGAGGUAUCGAGAUAGCUCUAUCCAGCUUGACAGCCACUUUGACACAAGGCACUCGAGCGGUGAUGAAGUUGCGGCGGGACCAACUGCACUCGGCAGCGGCCGCAAAGUUUCGUCCGGAAACGAUUUUUGGCUGAACCCCUCAGCCGCUUACGAGCGACGAAGGGUUAGUGUCAUGGCAGACUCACUGCCCCUUCCCAGCGUCGAGAGACCCUUUGGCAUCCACCUGUGGCCGCUCUUUAGCAAGGCGUUUGAGUAUGUGGCAGGAUAUCCGGCCGAGGAGUUUGACUUUGUCGUUGGCAAGACGCCCAUGUCCACGCUGAGGGACACGUCCAUCUUUGUCGCCAUUUACUACCUCAUUAUUUUCGGUGGCCGCGAGCUGAUGCGGGCCCGGGAGCCCUUCAAGCUCAAGACGUUCUUUCUGAUACACAACUUCGUCCUCACGGCUGUCAGCGCUAUUCUCCUCGCCCUUUUCAUUGAGCAACUGCUCCCCACUAUCGUUCGACGCGGAACCCUCUUCGCCGUCUGCGAUGCUGAUGGCGGCUGGACCCAACCUCUCGUGGUCCUGUACUAUAUGACCUAUCUCACCAAAUACCUCGAACUCCUGGAUACAAUUUUUCUCUUCCUCAAGAAGAAGCCUCUGACUUUCCUUCACUGUUACCACCAUGGCGCAACGGCUGUCCUUUGCUAUACCCAGCUAAUUGGCAGCACAUCGGUCCAAUGGGUUCCCAUCUCUCUAAACCUCUUUGUCCACGUCGUCAUGUACUGGUACUAUUUCCAGAGCGCUUGCGGGGUGCGCAUCUGGUGGAAGGAGUGGGUGACUCGCCUACAAAUCAUCCAGUUUGUCAUCGACCUCGGCUUCGUCUACUUUGCAUCAUACACAUACUUUACAUUCACCUACUGGCCUUGGAUGCCCAACUGGGGGAACUGCGCCGGCAAAGAAUUCGCUGCUUACUCUGGCAUCAUUGUUCUCAGCUCAUAUCUUGUCCUCUUCAUUUCGUUUUAUUUUGCAACCUAUGCAAACAAGGGGAGGAAGUCCGCUGCGCAAAAGUCGACACGCCAAGCUUCGAAGGCAUCAGCUUCGGCAUCUGGAGUGUCCGCCCAUGGCGAGGGCUAUGCUGCUACCAAUGGCUCUUCGACUCGGUCUCGGAAGGCCAAGAACUAA
This is a messenger RNA of Trichoderma aggressivum f. europaeum, 2586 nucleotides long. RefSeq lists its product as uncharacterized. Gene Ontology annotation, cellular component: endoplasmic reticulum membrane. The record is from RefSeq and is a predicted model, not a curated record. Gene Ontology annotation, biological process: fatty acid elongation, polyunsaturated fatty acid; very long-chain fatty acid biosynthetic process; fatty acid elongation, monounsaturated fatty acid. Lineage: Eukaryota; Fungi; Ascomycota; Sordariomycetes; Hypocreales; Hypocreaceae. The transcript has 5 exons. Gene Ontology annotation, molecular function: fatty acid elongase activity. The coding region runs from base 1 to 2586 and encodes 861 amino acids.